Molecule: messenger RNA, 1002 nt
Organism: Hippocampus comes (tiger tail seahorse)
Lineage: Eukaryota; Metazoa; Chordata; Actinopteri; Syngnathiformes; Syngnathidae
Product: FAS-associated death domain protein-like
Exons: 3
Coding region: 56-739 (227 amino acids)
Biological process (GO): regulation of apoptotic process; extrinsic apoptotic signaling pathway; positive regulation of innate immune response
Cellular component (GO): CD95 death-inducing signaling complex
Molecular function (GO): death receptor binding; caspase binding
Source: RefSeq, a predicted model, not a curated record
UGUCCAGUAUAAAUGAAAAUACAUCGUCUUUUUGAGUGUGAGUUGGUUUGUUGGCAUGAACAAAUCGGUGUUCAUGUUCGAUGACUGCAACUUUGUAAGGGACAGAUACACGGAAGUGAAAGUAAAACUGGAUUCGGGACGACAGUUUCAACGAAAUCUCCGUGUCCAAGCUAUGGCCUCUUUGCGUUUUAACGCACUUUUACUGGAUAUAUCCAGCCAGCUUACCACGGAGCAGCUGGACCGGCUCAAGUAUCUGUGCGGCGACAAAGUUGGAAAAAGGGAGUUGGAAACGAUCGACAACGGAAUCAAACUGUUCCAGUGUCUGACCGAGAGAGGAGUGCUAAAUCAAGAUAAAACAGAGUUGUUGUCGGAGCUUCUCACACUAAUAAACCGACAAGAUCUGGAGGAAAAGUUGAGCAGCUUUCAGUCACCACCGGAAUGUGCUGGCACUCAACUUUGCGAAACGGAGAGAGCCAAGCUGGAAAUUGCCACCAAAGUGAUCGCCGAGAACGUGGGGGGGACCUGGCGAAAAUUAGGACGCGAACUUGGUUUGAGUGAAACAAAGCUGAAAUCUAUCUCGAUGAGGUUUCCAACAGACCUGGAAGAGACAGUCAGAGAGCUACUGAAGGAAUGGAGGAAGAGUCGAGGAGCCGAAGCUCGGACGGGAGAGUUGAUUGAGGCACUCAGAGCAUGUCAGCAAAAUCUCACAGCUGAUAUAGUGGAGGCUGCAUGCAUUUGAUGUCAACAGAGACAUGCUUGCAAGAUGGUAACAUUACAAUUCAAGCCGUAGUCAACCAUCAAUGAUGUCUUUAUUUAUAAAAUGUUAGUUUAACAAUAAGGUUUGCUUGUGUACAUAAUUCAACCAUGAAUUGUAAAAAAAAAAAAAAAAAAAAAAAGACAGAAAUUGUAUCUGCUGUCAGGCACUUUUCAUCCUGAAACUGAGCGUCUGUCAACCAUGAUUGAAGUUUUGUUGUUUGCUAUUAAAGUAAUCAAAACUGGAAA